AUGAUAAGGUUGGCACGUCCUCGCCUGUUCGUUUUUCAUGUGUGCGCGAGUGCCCUCCUUCCUAUCAACAUCCUGUCAUCAUCCGGACAAUUCCUUUUGGAUGAAUCAGCAGAAUACUACCCCGCAGUGAAGCCGUUUGAAGCCGGGAAAUUCCAGAGUUUUAUCCCGUAUGCCGCACAGCCCCUGACCCCUCUCCAAAAGACCGGUGUCCAGUUGGCUUCAUCCCCCGCUGUGGCGUUGUUUGAAGGCUCUGCAACUGACUACCGCGACGUUCUAGCUGUGAUUCAGACAAACUGGCGGAAGCCCGAGGUCAGUAACCAGCCGGUAACGCAGGACGUCUCCAGCCCUCCAAUUGGGGAGUCUGUCCCGGACAAAAAACCAUCGCUUGUGCGAUCCCGGUCUGCAUCUCUUCCUGCCGUCCAGAAAGAAAAGGAUGAGCAGGCGGAUUCAUCUGCGUCCUCCAAAGCUGAAAGAGUGGCGGAGACAGCCCUCAGCUUAAUAGAGGAGGGACAGUCUCUAUCGUCUCCAUGGCACCGGCCAAACACGCCCGUGGAAGUGCUGAAUGUCCAUACUACUGGAAAAACAGCCACAGGAAUCAAGGCACAGGUUUUGCCGGAACAAUACGGCCCGCACGGUGGCAUUGUCAACGACUCUAUCAUUCGCACAAUGAACCACGAGGCAGUGAUCGAGGAAGCGAAAUGGGAUUUUUAUUUCCCGAAAGCAGAACUCAUCACGAAGGCCAACGACUUCGUCAGGCGUUUUGGCGUCGACUCUCCUGGUCUGACCUCCCCAACACAGAAGCAGAAAUGA
Molecule: messenger RNA, 810 nt
Organism: Besnoitia besnoiti
Lineage: Eukaryota; Apicomplexa; Conoidasida; Eucoccidiorida; Sarcocystidae
Exons: 1
Coding region: 1-810 (269 amino acids)
Source: RefSeq, a predicted model, not a curated record